AAUGUCAUUUCUUCGACAAAAAUAUAAGGAGAAAUCUUUCGGUUUCGGAAACAUAAAAGAGGGUCGGUCUAUUCGCGCCGAAAAACAAAGAGAGCUGCGUAAACAUCGUAGAGCUAACGCAGUAAUGGAAAAUAGGAAUAUAUUAAAUGCGUCUACUACAUCAGAGAGUAAAGAACCAGAGGUACCUGAUAACGUACAACGUCUUACAAUUAAACUUCUAAAAUGGAAGUCUGAACGCGAUAGACAUAAAAGAAUGGAACAAGCAAAGAGAAGGCCUCCCUUUAUUGUUGGUUUAGUCCAUCAUAAAUUAUAUUCUCCAGCUAGCAAAGAUGAAAAUAUAUUCGUGGGAAAGGCACUGAAUCGAAAACUACCUGUGGCAUCUACCCCUCCUCCAAAAAGAAUUACUAGAGCCACGCAAAAGAGAUUAUUAAAUAAAAUGAAUGCACAGAGUACAAUAACACCUGUGACAACGGUUUCUAAUUCCAAUGCCACUAAGAAGCAAAAGGCUAAAAAAAAUGAGCAGAAACAGGAAACUACAAAGAAACAAGAGCCUUCCUUUGCUCCGCCUAAUUAUAAAUUUAAACUUUCAACAGGAUUAUUAUUUGGUCGAGUACCUAUAGGAAGUAUGUCACCUAUGACAUUGAGCAGUACCAUGUUAUCAUCUUCAAGAAUGACAAGGGCAAGUAAAAGAAAUAGUAAAAGAAAUAGUACUGCAAAAUUUACUGGGGACAAAUUUAAUGACCAACAAUACAAUGCAUCAGCGAUAUUUGAUAAGAAAAAGGGUACAAACGUUAUGAACAAGGCCUCCGUUGAAAUCACAAGAUUAAAUGUUUCAUAUGACCAAAAGAAAACAUCUAAUACAUUAAAUGAUAACGACAACAUGAAUAAUACUAUCACAAUUGAUGAUAAAAAUGAUAGCAAGAAAAGAGAAGAAAAUAACAAGUUGUGUAAUAACAGUACUAAAGAAUCUCAUAUAACACUUAAUAAUAAUGCUAAAGGAGCAUUAUCUUCCUCAAAUAGUAAUAAACCUACAUCUGCACACUCUGAUUCUCUUAACAAACCAGUGUUCUUUUCACCAUAUGUAGUUUCCAGUCGUGGGAAAAGUAUUGCUAGGAAAGAGCAACAGUUGAAACGUGGUUUAAGUCUUAAUUCUUCAGGAAAUGACGAUAUUCCUACAAAAGAUACUGUUAUGAAAAAUUUAAAUAUUUCGAUCGAGGAAGAAGAGCGCACUGCGCAAUAUUUUCAGUUUCUUCUAAACAAGGAAAUAGAUAGAUUAAGCGAAUUAUGCGAGAAAUGGGAAAAGGUGAAGGCAGAGUCCACAGAAAUCGCAGAAGAUGCACAAUACCAAAUUAAUCAGGCUGUUGGACAAACAAAUUUGCUAAUAACUAAAAAGUUCGAAAGAUUUCGCAAUUUAAUUUCCGACUGUGAAACAGGAAAAGGUGAAAUGUUAGUUACAUGUAGAGACUUACAAGGAUUUUGGGACAUGAUGUACAUGGAAGUAAAGAAUUGUGAUUUGAGGUUUGAAAAAUUAGAACGACUCUGUUCGCGAAACUGGGAAGAAGAGGAAUCGUCUGUCAUUGUCAAGCCGCUUGUUAAAAAGAAAACGGCCGCGAUAAAAAAAGUUGUGCCUACAAGGUCAAGUUCAAUUAGGGCAUUUUUGGCAAAAAAUAAAAAGAAACAAGAAACAAGUGUUGAAAGCAGUACAAAAGAGGCUAAAAUUAUAAGUAAUGAAGUUUCAAUUGAUAAACACGGAUUGAAUGAAAGCAGUCCCAAUGUAAAGUAUAAAAGAAGAUCUAUAGCAAUUGAUACGAGCGGCAGGAAAUUGACACCUGCCAAAUACAAUAGAACAAGAAUGAGUCAGAUACAGAAAGUGCAAUUAUCUGAGACCAAAAAAUUAACAUCCCCUUUGGUAGUAAUAAAAAUAAGUCGAAUGUGUAAAACACCGGAAUCAUCUUAUUUAAACUCUACUCAAACACCAGGAAAAAGUAUAUUGAAACUACCAAAGGAUUCAAUUGAAGUGGAACCUCAUUCAAAAAUAACUCAUAAAGUAAAUUUCGAUGAUACUAUAACAUUAAAUGAAAUUUCAACUGACGAAGAAAAGCAAAGAGACACGGAUUUAACUACGGCUAGAAUAGAUAAUUUUAACUUCGAUUGUUCCGAAGACGGUGUAUCGAUUCACGCGGCAAAGAAACUAAAUUUUAACGAUAAUGGUAUUAAUGAACCUGAAAAUAUAUUUGAUGAAAUGCAAGAUUCUGAAAAAGAAAACACAUCAGUUCCAACUAUACAAAUACAGUCUGCAACACCGUUACAUGGAUCUGUAUCGAAUAAUAACUUAAACGCGUCGCGACGAAGAAGAAACAUCGAGCGGCAAAAUGCUUUCGAUGAAAAUGACGAAAUAUCUGAUGAAACUACACCAUUGAAUACUACAGUUUCCAUACCAUUUAAAGAAAUUACAGACGUUGCAGAUCUAAAUAUAUUGGAAGAAAAAUCAGAGAAUCACAUGCCUACAAAUGAUGAAGAGAAAGUAGAUAAUGCUAAUGAAAGUGCAAGAGUUUUGAGAACUAAAACAGUUACCCAAGGAAAUCUACCUCAGCAUAAGAGAAGAUCUUUGCGGAUAUUAUCUCUAAGUGUAAAAGAAUCAGAGCACAAAGAAAAUAAAAUUCCUUUGGAAACGAGAAGAAGUUCGAGCAUCAAUAUCAAAGAUAAUGAUAAAAUCGAUUCAAAGAUAGAUUUAGAAGAUGCACUUGAUAAUAUGAGUUUAAAUCAAAGAUGUGAGAGGAGAAGAUCGAGAAGGAGCGUUAAAUUUAUUGAUUGCAGUGUUUGUAUAGAAACAAAACCGGUACUUCCCAUGACUCCUCAUGUUAGACGGAGCAAAACACAGUCUAAAGAAAAGGUACAGAGUAUGUACACGGAAGGUGAUGUGCCAGAAGAAACUUCAGCAAAAGCUCCUACACGAGUCAGAAGAUCACGAAACAGGAAAGUAUCGUCCGUUAACUUUGAAUAAUUAUUUUAAUCGCAGACUAUAUUUGUAACAAGUUUGUUACAAUUAUGUAAUCGUGCAUUUACGUAAUAUUCUUAAUUUUAACACUUUUUAAGUUCUUUUUAUUGCAAAGACUUCGUUGAUUGUUUAAAAGAGCACGACUAAACAUAUG
This is a messenger RNA of Colletes gigas, 3152 nucleotides long. Its product is annotated as disks large-associated protein 5-like. Lineage: Eukaryota; Metazoa; Arthropoda; Insecta; Hymenoptera; Colletidae. Gene Ontology annotation, molecular function: microtubule binding. Bases 2 to 3004 code for a protein of 1000 amino acids. The transcript has 4 exons. Gene Ontology annotation, biological process: kinetochore assembly; regulation of mitotic cell cycle; chromosome segregation. Gene Ontology annotation, cellular component: nucleus; cytoplasm; spindle pole centrosome. The record is from RefSeq and is a predicted model, not a curated record.